AUGGGCAAUACCCUCAUUUUCGUCAAUGAUGCUCAGAUGGCGAUUGACAUGUUGGACAAGCGGGCAACAUAUUCGUCAAGGGCGGUAUUCAAUUUCGCUGGCGAUAUCAUUGGCUGGAGCAAAACGACCGCGGCAUUGAAGUACAACAACACAUUGCGUGCGCAUCGCAAGAACUUCGCACGUAUCAUGGGUACAAAGGCACUUGCUUCACAGUAUCACAGCUUGCAGGAAGCUGAAGUUGCCUAUUUCCUUCAGCACGUUCUUGACAACCCCGAAAGUCUGAGAGACCACAUCAAGAGACAAGCCGGCUCUAUUAUCCUGAAGGUUGUCUAUGGCUACAACGCCGAGCAAGAGAAGAGAGAUCCGCUCAUUGACAUGAUCCAACAAUGUACCGAGGAUUUAUCCAGCUCGGGUGUUCCGGGCGCCUUUCUGGUCGACAUCAUCCCAAGUCAUUGGGUUCCCGGAACAGGCUGGAAGAAACUAGCUCGGAAGUGGGCAUAUGAGCUAAACCUUGCAAUCGAGACGCCCUUCGCAUUCGUGCAGCGUCAGCUAGCUGAAGGAAGGGAAAACAACUCAUUCGUGGCGAAUCUGCUCAAAAACAGCGAAAACACUGCCGAGGACGCGCGCGAGAUCAAAUGGGGUUCAUCUUCUCUUUACAGUGGAGGUGCCGAUACGACUGUGUCAACUGUAGCAUGCUUCUUCUUGGCUAUGACGAUGUUCCCCGAAGUUCAAGCCAAGGCCCAGGCGGAGAUUGAUCGGGUGGUGGGCACUGAGAGGCUGCCUACCCUGGACGACCGGGAUUCUCUGCCGUAUGUUGAAGCUAUCAUGAAGGAGACCCUGCGAUGGCACUCGGUAGUUCCCACAGCUCUUCCCCACACUGCCGACGAGGAUACUAUCUAUGCCGGAUACCGCAUUCCAAAGGACACAAUGAUCAUGCCCAAUGUUUGGUGGUUUACCCAUGAUCCCAGCAUUUACCCAGAGCCAAAUGAGUUUCGACCCGAAAGAUAUUUGGAAAGUCCUGGGCACGAGCCUGGAACCGACCCUCGUAAAUUCGUGUUUGGCUUUGGUCGACGAAUUUGCGCAGGCAAGACUUUCGCCGAGAACACUUUGUUCCUCGACUUUGUGCAGUCUUUGGCUGUAUUCAACAUUCGAAAGAAGUCGGUUGACGGCCAUGUGGUCGAGCCACAAAUGAAGAGUCUUCCCGGUGCAAUCAGUCAUUUGGCGCCAUACGAGACGUGCGUGGAGGCACGGUCUCCUCACCACGAGAAGAUGAUUCGUGCUCUUGCACAUAAGUACCCGUGGCAGGAAUCGGAUGGGGAAACGCUGAAGAGAAUUCGAACCCCAAAGACAGACCCUGUUCCGAUUUGA
This is a messenger RNA of Colletotrichum chrysophilum, 1368 nucleotides long. RefSeq lists its product as uncharacterized. Gene Ontology annotation, molecular function: heme binding; oxidoreductase activity, acting on paired donors, with incorporation or reduction of molecular oxygen; monooxygenase activity. NCBI's taxonomy places the organism in Eukaryota, Fungi, Ascomycota, Sordariomycetes, Glomerellales, Glomerellaceae. The record is from RefSeq and is a predicted model, not a curated record. The coding region runs from base 1 to 1368 and encodes 455 amino acids. The transcript is spliced from 6 exons.